ACAAAUCACUUGGAAUACGUUCAAGCUUCUUUAUCUCUGAGGUGGACAUGGGUGUGUCCAUGUCCUGUUUCAUGUAUAAAAAACCCCUCUGUUUGCACUCGUCACAACAACAAUCACCAGGCAAGAUGAGUCUUACUGCUAAGGACAAGGACACAGUCAAGGCCUUCUGGGCUAAAGUGUCCAUCAGAGGGGGAGAAAUUGGCUCUGAUGCUCUUUCCAGAAUGCUGUUGGUGUACCCUCAGACCAAGACUUACUUCUCUCACUGGAAGGACUUGAGCCUUGGCUCUGCCCCGGUCUUGAAGCAUGGAAAGACUGUGAUGGGUGGAGUUGCUGAUGCCGUGGCCAAAAUCGACAAUCUGGCGUCUGGUCUUCUAGACCUCAGUGAGCUGCAUGCCUUUACUCUGCGAGUGGAUCCUGCUAACUUUAAGAUUCUCUCUCACAACAUCCUUGUGGUUAUGGCCAUCAUGUUUCCUGAUGACUUCACCCCUGAGGUCCAUGUGGCUAUGGACAAGUUCCUGGCUGCGCUGUCCCGUGCUCUGGCUGAGAAAUACAGAUAA
Molecule: messenger RNA, 557 nt
Organism: Melanotaenia boesemani (Boeseman's rainbowfish)
Lineage: Eukaryota; Metazoa; Chordata; Actinopteri; Atheriniformes; Melanotaeniidae
Product: hemoglobin subunit alpha-1-like
Exons: 3
Coding region: 48-557 (169 amino acids)
Biological process (GO): oxygen transport; hydrogen peroxide catabolic process
Cellular component (GO): blood microparticle; haptoglobin-hemoglobin complex; hemoglobin complex
Molecular function (GO): oxygen carrier activity; oxygen binding; heme binding
Source: RefSeq, a predicted model, not a curated record